AUGCUCCAGGACUUGCCGCUCGAUAUAUGGCAAGGAGUCGUGCUAUACCUUUCUGUGGCUGAUGUGUGCAAUCUAAGGGCUACUAGCUCAGGCUUUCAAGAAAAACUACGCCAUGAACUGGUUUGGAAGGUUCUUUACGACACAUAUUGCAAAACGAUUAAAAACGGCUAUCGUCUCGAAAGUGAACGGCGCUUGAGUUAUUACCAUGAAGUCAUGGAAAUCGAGAGGAAACGACGGCAGAUUGAGGAAGAUAUAGCAAAGUACAACUGUUCGGCAUCCCAGGACCCACACCUACAAUUCCAACGAUUUCGAACCAUCGUCAAGAAGCAUACUUUAAACGAAAACAACCUUGUGCCGCUCUUGCUACUCCACGAAAGCAGUCCCCGGCCCAUGUGGGACCUUGAAUCGACAUCGUCCUUGCAAAAACAAGCGUUGGUAACGAAUUUGAUUUUGGGAUGCUCGUUUGGGCUCGGACUCCGACGGUUUCUCAAGAACGCAGACCGCUCCGAUUCGACCAAUAUAGACGAUUUCGAACGUUUUGUGAGCGAUAUGUGCUUGUUUGAUCGUUCUUUUCAUCUUAUGGUGGGAGCACGAGAACGCAAGCUACUGCAAAUUCAACACCAACUUUACACAAAGUUCUAUGCCCACAUCGAAGACAUGGGAUUUCCUGGAAUUACCAUUUCCCACGAAGAGCUGUCGCAGGUACUCAUAAUGAGAGACGAAUUGGCUCUACAAAGGUAUUUGAACAGCAUAGUGGAGACAAUUCUUGACAAUUUUCAUAUGGACGCUACAGGUUUAGAACCGUACGAUAGAGUGCGUUACCUAAAUGAGUCUUUUUUGGAAGACUACUGCUUGACCAGAAUAUACGCUGGUAUGAACAAGGCUCAUCCUGACGUUAUGAGUACUGUGGUAGGGAAGGUGGUUCUCGACUUCACUUCGUCUAUCCAAAUCAAGGUCACUGGCAAACCAGCACUAGGUCCUCGUUUGCGUGUGGAAAUCCGCAAGGGCCAAUUGAUGGUGGGACUGUUCAUCUUUAUCAUUCGAAACUCCGCUGAAGACUUGACACGAGACUACAUUUUCCAUUCGUACAAACUCAACGAGUAUCUUCUGACGCUACGAAGUUUUGUCAACAACCCACGCCAGGAUGUGAUGCACUACCUUGAACCCACGAACAUUGAUAAGCUCAUUCGAAUGGCUUUGGGUCUAAAACUCUAUGGCACCUACAAUUCGCUUUCCAUGCUUUCGUCGUUCAAGGGCCGUUCACGGUGGUAUCCCAUACGCUACACCGAAUACGAUUUCACCACUUCUGUGUGCCAAAUGUUCCUUAGUGCCAAACGUGGCUACUGGAACGUUUAUGAUUUCGAUAAACCGAAUUUAGAAGCGCAGUUGGCCAACUUUAAUCAUUCUGCUUUUGUUCCGGUAAUAAUGAAUAUCGCCAAUCCCCGGAACGGAAACAAAUGUUUCCACGAUUUGUAUGAGGAACUCAAGUGGCAGAGCAACUACCAAGAGUACGAGGCUGGUCUGUACCACAUAUUACCCAAAAACACAGUUAUGAAGAACACGACUCUCACAUUAAACCAGUCGACCAUGAAGUUCCAAGUGGGCCAUUUGGUGGUGGACACUCGCACAAACAGCAAAGGAGUAAUUAUCGGGUUUCGAAAAGCAUUUUUUCUGCAAACAAAAGAUUUUUGUGUGGUUUAUACUCUGAGAAGAGAAAUCGAAGUUUACAAUUGUGACGACGUGGUGUUAAUUCCAUCCAAGCAGGCUAUGGAUGAUUUUAUCAAGGAAGCAGGAUGCGAGGAGCUCGUUCUCCAGUUUUUUAGCCAUGUUUCUGACACGAAUUCAGCUCGACUUGUUCCAAACUGUUUCCACACUCUCCAGUGA
Molecule: messenger RNA, 1884 nt
Organism: Meyerozyma guilliermondii ATCC 6260
Lineage: Eukaryota; Fungi; Ascomycota; Pichiomycetes; Serinales; Debaryomycetaceae
Exons: 1
Coding region: 1-1884 (627 amino acids)
Molecular function (GO): protein binding
Source: RefSeq, a predicted model, not a curated record